CGCCCGCCCCGGCAGCGCUGGGCCUGACGGCGGCGGCGGCGGGACGAGGGAUGGGGGCCGCCCCCCGCCGCCACCAUGCUGCUGGGCAGGAAGCCGGAGGCGCCCCUCGGGGCAGCCAGGUUUGGAGACGGAUUAUAUGAUUCCUAUAUGAGGAUAGAUCAGAUCAGGUACCAAGAGUCUACAAAUGAAGAACAAAGCUCCUCAGGACUUCCUUCCCUUGGAAGAUCAAAUGUUUGUAGCAACAAACUUGCAAUGAAGGAUCACCCUCUGACUGGAAGUCAGGUCAAAGUGGAGCAAUUAUUCGAGGACUCUGGUAACAGAAGGAGUAGUGCUCUUCAGUCUGCAGGAAUUACUGGUUCAGAAAGAUCUCUUCCUUCCCUGGCAAAAGAUAAGAGUAUAGAGAGCUUAAGCACUUCUAAAGGUGGUGUUAGUUCCUCAAAAGCACACAAAGCCAUUUCCCAAGCUCCAGAGCAAGCUGUCAAACAGUACAAACAUCAAUUAUCUGCUUAUGAGCAACAAGAGAUAUUCAAUUUUUCCGAAAUUUACUUUGUGGGUCCAGCUGCGAAAAAGAGGCAAGGAGUAAUUGGUGGUCCCAACAAUGGAGGCUACGACGAUGACCAAGGCAGCUACAUUCACGUGCCCCACGACCAUCUUGCUUACAGGUAUGAAGUGCUCAAAAUCAUUGGCAAGGGCAGUUUUGGACAAGUUGCUAAAGUCUACGAUCACAAACUCCACCAACACUUAGCCUUAAAGAUGGUUCGCAAUGAGAAGAGAUUCCAUCGCCAAGCAGCGGAAGAAAUCCGGAUUCUGGAGCACCUGAAGAAGCAGGAUAAAACUGGCAGCAUGAAUGUUAUUCACAUGCUGGAGAGCUUCACCUUUCGGAACCACAUCUGUAUGACUUUUGAACUCUUGAGUAUGAACCUGUAUGAGCUGAUUAAAAGAAAUAAGUUUCAGGGCUUCAGCAUCCAGCUGGUACGCAAGUUUGCUCACUCGAUACUGCAGUGCUUGGAUGCUCUUUAUAGGAACAAAAUCAUACACUGUGACUUGAAGCCAGAAAAUAUCCUCCUAAAACAGCAAGGGAGGAGCGGAAUCAAGGUCAUAGAUUUUGGGUCCAGCUGUUUUGAGCACCAAAGAGUCUACACGUACAUUCAGUCUCGAUUUUAUCGAGCACCAGAGGUAAUCCUAGGAAGCCGCUAUGGGAUGCCCAUAGAUAUGUGGAGUUUUGGCUGUAUUCUGGUGGAGUUAUUGACUGGAUACCCUCUUUUUCCUGGAGAGGACGAGGGAGACCAACUGGCUUGUAUGAUGGAACUUCUGGGAAUGCCACCUCAGAAGCUUUUGGAUCAGUCCAAGCGAGCCAAGAACUUCAUCAACUCCAAGGGUCACCCUCGCUACUGCACUGUAACUACACAUGCAGACGGAAGAGUGACCCUUAACGGGAGUCGAUCGCGCAGGGGUAAAAUACGAGGUGCUCCAGGGAACAAGGACUGGGUGACAGCACUGAAAGGCUGCGACGAUCCCUUGUUCAUAGAGUUCUUGAAAGAAUGUCUCAGCUGGGACCCUUCGGCACGCAUGACUCCAAGUCAGGCUCUAAGGCACCCGUGGAUUUGUAAACGAACGCCCAAACCGCCCAGCACUGACAAAACCUCCAGUAAACGGAUAUCGAGCUACACAAGUUCUUUCACGGGAAUUGGUUCCAAGUUGCCUCCUGUAGUUGGGGUAGCGAACAAGCUGAGGGCGAAUUUAACGUCCGACUCCAGUGGCAGUAUACCUCUAUGUACUGUGCUGCCAAAGCUGGUCAGCUAAUAGCGGGCUCUGUAUCUCGGGAAUACAUACCUUGUAUUUUAAUCGUUUGUUAAUAACGCGUAAGGAAGUUAAAUGCAGAGGUUUUUAACGGAUUUACUUUUUAUUAGAGGAUGAAUCCUGAAUAUAAAAAGUUUAGUCAAAAUGUAAACUUUUAAAGGGCUAACUUUUAUCAAAUUGUUUCUCUCACAACAUGGUGCAUAUAACGCUCUGGAUAGGUCAGCUCCUCUGCUGAGUAAAAUGAGUUUGACGGAUGUGCUAUUUAAUAAUGCUGUUUUAGAAAUCAAACUUUCUUAUCAAGGCGGUUUAGAAGAUUAUUUUGCUUAAGACAGCAAGGGAAAAUAAUUUAAAAUGCAUAUUUUCAGUUAAUCCCCAAAUUAACUAUUUUUAUUUGGGGGAAUGUUUUUACAUCUGUUGUCAAAAGCACAAGUGCAUUAAUGUAAUGCGUUAAGAACUUGCUUGCAAAUGGCUAACUUAUGUUUGAAGAAUUUGAUUUCUCUGUGCUGCUUUUCCCCUAUCUAUUCUGACUGAGAUUUUUAAAAAUACCAUGGAUAUAGACAUCAAAAGAGUUUGGUGUUGAAAUUUUGUAGUCUGAUUUUUAAUUUUUUUUUUUCAGAAGAGCUUGGAAAUGGCACAGAGCACGGGAUAUGUCUAAAUAAAACUAAUUCCUGUGCACUUGCUAUCUCCCUUAAAAACAUAUGGAAAGCUGAUAAGGAAAUUCAAGUUCAAACUGGUCCAUCACAAGUGUGGACCAGUUUGUUCAGGCCUAACGAAUCAAUUAUAUGUUUUUUGGAGCUCAGAUUUAAAAAAUCAGUUCUGCCAGGUGUGUGUGUGUGUGGAUUUUGUGUGCGUGUGUUGUUUUUUUUUUUCUGUGUUGUUUCCAAAACAAAGAAUGUUGAACUUAAGGAACCAUCGAAUCUGGGGUCUGUUUUACACAGUUGAGAUUCUGAUCAUUUAAAAAAUGUCUUUGUUGUGUAGAGUGAAUUCCAUUGCAUUAGGUGGAGCUCUUUUAAUAAAAAAGCAAAGAUGCCGCCCUGGUCAGAUAAGGAAAAGAUUUGAAGGCCCAGGACUAUAACCAGAAAACGUGUGGGACAGGCCUAAGUGGAAGAGUGCUCUGAGAUCUCAGCAUAACCUAUAAAAUAUCAGGAACAACUGAUAAGGUGCAAAAGUUGGUGGAUCCAAAUCAAAGUACAUCAUGGGAUGAAUUGUUUUAUUUCUAAUCGUAUUCCUUCAGGUCUUUGAGAGAUGUUUCUGCAUGCUCGAGAUGUAUGAGCUUAUAUUUCCUUUAUCUUCCAAGAACACGAAAUGGUGGUGUGACCUGUAAUGACAACAGCACAACUUGUUCUGGUUGUUAGUACUUGGAGCCAUAUGGCCUGAGUCCAUUUACAAAAGCAUCUGAUCUCUUGCCAGGUGCCUGAACACAAUUUUAAAUACAAUUUAGAGCUCUUAUGAAGAGAGGUUUUUAAAUUUAAUGAGUUUCUCCGUAGCAGGUUUCUGAUGUUAAAACAAGGAGACUCUCAUUAUAUAAACAAAGGAAUUAUCGGGGUGAUUUUUAAGAUAAGGUGACCACAUGUUCAAUACGAGACCCUUCUUCUGAGAAGAUGGGGCUGCAUUUUCUGCUCUGCUCUGUUUUAAUUACAGCACUGGGAAAAUGCUGGAUGGAGGCUUUUGUGAAAAAGCCAAAAGACAGACCCAGAGCUCCAAACUGUCCCGGACUGCUGCUUAAACUGAGUUUCUCACGCAUUUAGUUUUCCCGAGUUCUUUUGUUUUGUGAGUAUGAAUGCAAUAAGCUUAGUAAUAAUAUGAAAAUAACAUAGUCUAGCCUUUAUCUGUGCAGCUACAAGUAAUACCAGUGUGUAUGCUAUGCUCAUGGCUCACUUCAUAAUAAUGCAGGACUGGUAUUUUUCAUUUGGCUCAGCUGAGUGAAGUUUUAUUUGAAUGGAGAAUCAGGAAAACAGGGAGGGAAGUGGCAGACUAGAUCACCAAUUUUAGCAGAAUCUCUAAAAAUGGGGCAGGUUUUUUCAAAGCCAGAAAUAUUAUUCUUCCUUCUCUGCCCUUUCUUAUAGGCAUUUUUUAACUUUUUUUUUUUUUCUAAUGUACCUGGGGAGUGAGGAGCAAUAACUUCGUAAGAAAGAAGGGUAGAAAGAGAGCACUUUAUAUAGAAAAACUAUGAGGUGAUGGUAGUGUUUGGAACCUGGAGGAAGGCGGGAGAGCGUUCGUGUGCUAGGAGCUGUGCAAAGAGAAGGCAAAAUAGCCCUUCUCCAGAAAUAGCAGGUAGUGUCUUGGUUCUAGGGCAUUUUCAUCUCUAAAAUGCCAGAUGUAGAAUGAUUAGAUCUGGUUACCAUGAGGUAACUUCCAAUGUCACAGCCCCUAGUAUACGUACAGUGCUCUCACUUAAGGCUUGUGCUGUGAAACUACAAAUAUAAUAAUUAUUUGGCAGGAAUAUGGCUUGUUUUACCUAAACAAUGUGUUCACCUUGACCUGAUCAAACAAGGUGCUCUUUGAGUUGUGUAUGUUUAAGAAUCAGUCUUACUUACCUGGGACUGUUCCUAUAGUUUAAAAUCAGGUACUUAGCUAACUGUCUUGCUAGUCUGAGGCUCUUGCCUGCACAGCCCUAGUAGAUGAGAAGCAACAAGAAGCAACUUCAGAAGAUUUUUGCUGUAUUGAGAAGUGGUUUCUUCAUCACCCAGGGAAUACAGCUAAGGAUAUUUUUGAGCUUGUUUCCAUUUACUAAGCCCCCAUUUUCUUUAUAAAAUACUUGAUUUCGAAGAAGCGUGACACACUAUUCCCAAAGUGGGAGGGCCCUUCAAGUUAGCUAACAGAUUUUGUGUCUGGGAGAGAGCUGAGUUGUCAUCCUCCUAAACACAUCACCUGGUGAGUUAGCACAGGAGGUGCACGCAGCCACGGGGCCGGAACAGAGGCUGUGCUGCUCAACAGCGGCAGCUGUAAAUUGCAGAUGCACUCGCAGUGGCUGUCUUCACUGAGAUACAGUCAAGUCUCAAAUUCACACUGAUUUCACAAAUUCUCACGAAUUUUUGGAAAGCUGAACACUAAUGAGGUCUGAAAUCGCAAGAAGUUCAUCACUUUAAUCGUUUGCGAUACUUGUUAGGAUGUUGAAUUAAUAUAAUACGAAACUUGUCUAAACAGAAUAACAGAACAGCGUUGAUUUCUGAGGUACCUCUUUGUUUUGCAAGGUUGUUAAUCUGCCAGCACUAGUGAGGUUCCACUGGAACCUCAAUCAUGCUCUUCUAGAAAGUUAGCACAAAACAAAUGCAAUUUACUUGAGUUUAUAACAGACAUCACAUUUCUAAGAAUUUUAAUGAAGUCACACAAACUUGUUUUGAAAUGCUCCUUAUAAUGUUUCCUCUGUUUGACUGCACAUAUCGUUAGUCUCUGUGUUGUAAAUAACAUGCUCUGUUUAUUGUUUGCAUUUUAGCUGUUUGUUUUAGCAAUAUUUUAUAUAAACAAGUGACAAGGCAUGAGCAUCGCAUCCGACAGAUACACGUUGCUUUUACACUGGGGUCCAAAUAUCUUACGACUGUCCUAGUUGCAAGGAGAAACUUUGUUUUCGUGUGAACUCAGCGGGACAGUAACGUAUUCACUGUGGAACAUGGUACUACAAACACACCAAACCGGGCUGCAUUCAGUUCUGCACAGGUCUGAUCAUACUGAUGGGAGCUUGUUUCACACCAGGGAUCUGAGUACGGAGGUUGUCUGCGUACAACAGGUACUCUUUGCCAGAGGUUUUUAUCCAUCCUACCCAGUUUGAAUGGGGUUUCUAGUUCAGAACAAGCUAAUCCAAACGUUUUAAGGCAGAUUUUAUGGGUAUGUUACGCAGUCUGAGCUUGUUUACAGUAGUUGUGACCUGUGAGGACUUCCAUGCAGUUGGAAGCUUUUAAAGGUAGGAAUUUAUUAAUAGAGGUUCUUUGCAAUGGUCAUCCUCUUCGAAACUACCUCUGAAAUAAACCUAGGGUCCUUUUUAAAGGGGUAUUCACUGCAGGCUACAGCCCUCUCUUUCUUUUUUUAAUACUGAUAGCUGUUUUGGCUGCCAAACAUAUACAUGAUGAUCUCAGCAAUGUCUUACUAAUCCUCGCCACACAAGGAAAAGGCUGAUUCUGCACCCAGAGAUCUGUGCUGAAAUGAUUGAUACAAAUCCCCUGCCUGCCAAAGUUUAAUACUGUUGUGGAAGGGAACAGCCAAAAUAACAUGGGAAGGUCUGCAGUACUUCUGUGCAGUACCCAGCUGAGAUUCAAAACAAACCACAUUGAAAAAACUUUUCCUUAAUAGAAAAACUUGCAACUUUUUCAUGCCUUGAGCACUCGGAGUUGUGGGUACCCAGCAGUUUUGAAAACUGGACGUCGUGGUUUUAUAUGGAGAGUAUAACAAAGAUACCACUUCUUCUUUUUUUUUUUUUUUUUAUUAAUUUGAUACGGGUUUGGGGAAAUGUAUACACUUCAUCCUUCACAUAAAAGAGCCCUUGAGUGUUCUAAAACUCCACUAAUAGCUUUUUAACUCCCACUGUCACUUGUAAAACCCUUGGGGUGUCAGAGCAGUCUUGCAUAGGUGAACAUCGUCGCUGCCUUCAGAGGGUGCAGUGACUUAAUCCAAACACAGUUCUUGCAGACUGGCUAACGAGGUCGGUAAGUCUGUGUCACUAAGAGAAUAACCCGUGUUCCCUAUACAUAGUACUGUGCCUUAUUAUUUUACCAGCCUACAUCUGUCUUGGUGCAAUCAAAUGACUAUUCAGGGUUUCUUAAACAUUGCAGAUGUUCACACUCAAUGUCAAUACAUCUAAAGAAUUUACAGGUUAGCCUUUUUAUUAUAAAUAUUGUGAAGAGAUGUAAUAAGGUGGAAAUGUAGAAAACACUUAAGGUGCAUGUGAAUAUAACUCUCUCUGUGAAGGAACACUUUUGAAAUAAGUCAGUCUCAAACUGUGUAUCUAAAUGUAAUGGACAGAUAUUUCCUAAAGUUGUACUUUGGUUCAUUUUUAAAAGAAAAUAAAUACAUAAUUUUCUUCAGCA
Cygnus atratus (black swan) is the source of this 6821-nucleotide messenger RNA. It is a transcript of the gene DYRK3, whose product is annotated as dual specificity tyrosine phosphorylation regulated kinase 3. Gene Ontology annotation, cellular component: nucleus. The coding region runs from base 76 to 1803 and encodes 575 amino acids. The transcript is spliced from 3 exons. Gene Ontology annotation, molecular function: protein serine/threonine/tyrosine kinase activity; ATP binding; protein serine/threonine kinase activity. Gene Ontology annotation, biological process: peptidyl-serine phosphorylation; peptidyl-threonine phosphorylation; positive regulation of cell cycle G2/M phase transition. The record is from RefSeq and is a predicted model, not a curated record. NCBI's taxonomy places the organism in Eukaryota, Metazoa, Chordata, Aves, Anseriformes, Anatidae.